This is a messenger RNA of Magnolia sinica, 1781 nucleotides long. RefSeq lists its product as uncharacterized. Gene Ontology annotation, molecular function: phosphoglycerate dehydrogenase activity. The transcript has 3 exons. NCBI's taxonomy places the organism in Eukaryota, Viridiplantae, Streptophyta, Magnoliopsida, Magnoliales, Magnoliaceae. The record is from RefSeq and is a predicted model, not a curated record. The coding region runs from base 412 to 1128 and encodes 238 amino acids.
GAUGCCGAAAAUAACCCUUUUGAAGGCAUGUUAUUACGUGGUGAAGGUGAAUUUCAUUAGAUAAGAUAGGUUGAAUUGAACCCAAUAGAAAGAAAAGGGGGGAGUGGACCCCACCUCUUCGAUUGAUUUCCAUUAAGUAUAGAAGAAAAUUCGAUUUGGGUGGUUCUUGUUUUUUUAUUAAUUUUGAUUGGGCUACAAUCAAAAUUCUAUGUUUGGUUGAGGUUUUUGAAAGAGACAAGAAGAUCCAUCAGCUUUUAGAUUCCGAUCAUUUGAUUUGAAUUUUCAUUUGUUGAAUUGAGAGAGGCGUGUGGAGGAGGAUAUUUGCAGUUGGUGAUUUCACAUCCUAUGGUGUUUUUCAAGUCUUCAUCUGUAUUGAUGUGAAAGGAUUUCUGCAGCGAUCUUACUCCAACUAUGGAAUGCUGUUACGAGUCCGCGACUGCAGAUAGUGUUGCUGAUCCGUCUAGAAAGAUCAUCAAUCACUCUACUUAUCAGCCCAAGUUGUCGUCUUGGUUUGAUCUGAGGGUUUUCUAUGUGAGAGUCAGCAAUUUUGAGGUCGACCAAUCGACCCCAGAGUAUCUCACUCUCAAACAUAUCCCACUGAGCCCUGAUACUCUCCUUGAUGUGAACAGUGGGCGAAGUAGCAUUUACUCUGACAGUGUUUCCUCACUUCUACGAAGGGAUAGGGUCGAUAAGAAAGCUGAAGAAGUCACGUUUGUAAGCACAGAUAGUAUAAAGAUGACUGGGAGUGUGAAAUUUGAGGUAUAUGAUAGAGAUGAUCUGUUGCUCUCUGGAGUUCUAGAGAUGUGCAGUAACGGUUUCACCGGAGAAUCGAAGAACCAUAGCAAAAGGUGGAGCAUGAAUUUCCAGCCAUUGAAGACUUCGGGGGCAGGCUUCUUGAAGGCAAAACAAUACAUGAGUCCUGAAUUGCCUUUGCCAACAGUGGAUGUCUAUGUCGCCGGUAGUUUCUCCGGUACUCCUAUCAUCUUGACGAAGACAAUUCAGUUGAGUUUUCAGAAGAAACAUGUGAGGAAGGGAAUGUUGGAUUCAAUCCCAGAGUAUGAAACAACCGAAAGCAAGACCGACGUACCUUCUGACCUUGAUUUGCAGGCUUUUAGAUUUACAGUAUAAAGACAAGAACAGUUGGCCAUAUGAUGCUCCUCUCCAAACUGCUAAAGUCAGGUGAUACUGUUAUAGAGAUGGGACUGAACCUGAAAUGAUAAUAACUUUUGUAUCCUUCCAAAAAGAAGAAAAAAAAAGAUAAUAAAGUUUGUACAAUAACUUGCGCAGCCAAAUAAAUUAGUGACCAUUUAUCUAUACAUAUAUACAUUUAUUGUUAUUCGAUUUAAAAGCAUGUAAUGCACUAUAAAUUGAUAAAACGUAAAAUAGGAGAUUGUGCUAAGAGUACUUCAGGGAACUCCAUAAUAUCUAAGCCUGAGCUUUAUAAAAUGAUACCUUAGAAUGCAGCUAUACCAAUGUCUAACCUCCAUCAUAUUUUCAUGUUCUGCAAAAUUUAUAAAUCUUUUCAUUAGGUUUGUUUUCUUAUUUUCAUUCCUUCUUUUGGUAAGCUGGGAUGGAACACAUUACUUCAAUGUUGCAGCACUUGGGCCAUGACAACUAGGCACAGGGCUCAGCUCUCGAUUUGUCAUCGAUACUUUUCUUUAUGUGCUCAGUUCUGUUUAGUCCCAUUUUUGCUUUCUCCUACAUCGCAUGUCUACCAGAUUCAUGUUGCAGCAUCAGUAGUGUUUUUAUAUAUUUUAGAAAUUUGAGGAUAUUUGUACUUC